AUGAGGCGAUUCCUUGUGUGGGCGGCAGUGCUGGCAACCGCGCUGCUGGUCUCGGCAACUGACACCGCUGCUGCGAAGCCCAUUGCGAGGAAGAGAGACUCGAAGCCUCGCGGCUGGGUGCUGGCUGGCGACCUGGCCGACAACGAGGAGCUCGUGGGGCAACGAAACUCGGGUGGCUACCUGCGAGGGUCGGAAACGGCGGCGACGUUGGCCUACACCGACAAGACAAGCGCGUCGACGGCCGAGAAGGCUAGUCCUUCGUACACUGCCAAGGCAAACCCACCAUCGAGUGCUUCAUACGGCGAGAAGACGGUAGCUGGGGCAACGACGACGGCUUCGCCGAUCACCACGUCAACGGGUGCAGUGAAACAAGGUUUUGGGGUAUCAAGCGUUAUCGUUCCCUGGGGCAGCGUAACGGCCAAGGCAUCGGCCUAUUCCAACACGGAAGCACCAACGCCAGCGCCGCAACGGACUGACAAUACUGGUGGAGGCCUGCAUGGUGGUGGCGUAAAGGUUGACAACCCGACAGCACCGACGAGUGCCGAGAAGGCUACUGCCUGGUACAAUACCAAGACGGAGGAGCCAUCUACCGCUCCGCUGAGGACUCCAUUACCACCAACCGCUCCGUCUAGUGAGAAGGCGAGCACUUCGCCAUACUCGGCGACGGAUACAUUGAAGCAAGGCGAAGUUGUGUCAAGCGUUAUCGUUCCCUGGGGGAGUGUGACUUCCAACAGCAAAGGGUCAACACCAACCGAACGAAUCGAGGAAAAUGGAGAAGGUGGUGCGUAUGGUGCCCGUGUGAAGGUUCACGAUGCUAUUCCAGCGACGGACAGCAAGGGCGAAGCGAAGCAAAGCGACUCCAAUGUGCACGAGAGUCCGGCAGAGGCCAAGACGAGCGACAGCAAGUUUGGUUUCUCACGAUGGUCUCCUUCAGUAUCCGGAGAUGUGGAGAGGACAGCCCCCUCCCUCGGCCCGGAUUCAACCUCCACCUCCAGUGACUACACUAGCGCUCCACUCAGUGGAAUUUCCAGCGCGGGACUGUAUUCGGGCGCAGGAGGAGUAGCGGUGGCUACCAAGACGUCAGAGUACCCUGACACUGAUGCGCCUACGUGGAAUACGAAUUACGGCGGAGACACGGAGAAGGACAAGCAUGCGCAGACGACAGACAAGAGCGACUCGACAGCUGACGACCGUGGCUCCGGUCAUUCAGCUGCACCAGCUCCUGCUGAGAGCACGAUGACGUACAACUCCGAAGUAGACUCUCCUGCUGGUGAGAAGACAAGAUUCCACUAUAGCGAGAAUCCACACACACCAUCCGAGCACAACGAAAGAGGAGUAGAGGAACAACUGUCAUUCCGAGAGAAGUCGAGUUCUUCAGGUGGUGGUGGUGGGCAACAUGAAGGGAGGGUAGAGGAGUUCACCGUUCCUUGGCGAAAUGAAGCUCCCGGCUCACCUGGUUAUUCCAGAAACCACGCACUUACGUCAGAGGCCAAGAAGCAGUCCGAGGGGACUGAACAUGACGCUGCUAAGGAGACGACAAACGGUGAGCCCGCGCACAAUAGUCCGGUGUAUGAUGGGGUGUUUGGGCGUGUCAUCCCGUGGAACGACGGAAAACCUCAACUCGUGAUCGGCACCGCAAUGGAGAAGCCCCCACCGUAUCCUGACCACGCGGAGGCUGACGCAUACCCAGAGGAGCAGACUGAAUCUCGAGACUACGGUCACCUCUUAGGUGAUCUCACCCCGUGGAGAGAGAGCCACUCGCUUCUCCAAAGAGAGCUACAGGCAGCGGACAACGAGCAGCCAACCGAGCAACCGGCCCCUGAGGUAACAUCCGACGAGCCCCAAGAGGUAUCCGCUGACAAGGCUGCGGAUCAAACGGAUGAUAAAACUGGGGAUCAGUCUGCAGAGGAAAAGUCGGCGGAGCAACAAGAGGAUACGUCGACGGAGCAGCCAGCCAACCAGCCCACGGAGACGUCCUCUGAGCAACCUUCCGAGUAUGCAGAAACUGUGGAUGAUGGUGAAGUGAUGAAGACGACAGCCGUUGUGGAUGAAAAUGUGAGGUGGAACCAAGAUGACUGCAAUCCCUGCGAUGUACCGACCCAGCCACCGACGUCUGCUCCACUUUACCCUCGGAACGACGAUGACUACGAACAGCAGCUUCCAAACGUUACCGAUGCAUACGAAUCGUGGGACCACGUCAAGCGUCCGGAACCAGCAUCGACGAAGCCUCCCAAGAAGAAGAAGACGCACAAACCUUCCACGCAGCCACCGCCAUCAGAAACACCGUACGAGCGGACCCCAUCUCCAGAGACGCCGACGGAGCCGCCUCCAGAAACCCCAGCCACGACGACGACAGAGCUGCCAGCAGAGCCGCCGACAGAGCCACCAGAAGAAACCCCAGCACCGACAACAACCGAGUCACCAACUGAAACACCGUAUGGGCCGACCAGUACUCCGCAGCCAUCCGAACCAGCGACAACUACCCCGCCAACAGAGUCCACACCAGCUCCGACCAAACCAAGUGAGACUACCCCUGCGCCAAGCGAGCCCACGCCAGCGCCAACGAAGCCCGGUGAGGCCACUCCAGCUCCAACGAAGCCUGGUGAAGCGACACCGGCACCGACUAAGGCUUACGACGAUUCAAAGCCGACGCCUGUGUCAACCUCCAAGGGAACGUCGACAUUUCCGACGGGGACGAAAGCCACCACCUCCAAGACUGCGACGCCUGUUGCCACGACUGGACCUUCAACGCCUGCAGCAACUUCUGUUGAUACUUCGACUGGGAACACGGCGUACGGAACGUCCGGCAUUACCGGCGGCUCGAACGACAAUGUUGUUGGCGCCUCGACCUCAGAGGGAAACACCUCGAGCGGGUCUUCUGAUGCGCUGAGUGGCGGAGCCAUCGCUGGAAUCGUUAUCGCGUGCGUCGUGUUCGCCGCCGUCGUCGUGGGUGCCGUGCUCUACCGACAGCGGUCGAUCGCGCGGCAACGCGAGGAGAAUUUGUUUGCAGAUCUCGCUGCUGGUGGCGCUGGACGCGCCCUCGAGACGGACUAUGCAGCGAUGUAA
Molecule: messenger RNA, 3066 nt
Organism: Phytophthora sojae
Lineage: Eukaryota; Oomycota; Peronosporomycetes; Peronosporales; Peronosporaceae
Product: repeat-containing protein
Exons: 1
Coding region: 1-3066 (1021 amino acids)
Source: RefSeq, a predicted model, not a curated record